AUGAAGUUGUUAUUGAAUGUAUUUGAACAUGGCGUCCGAAGAAUCCAAAGCAACCUGCACAUUUCUUUUUAAAAAGUCAAAUAAGAAGUUCUCUGCUCGAAAGAGGAAAGCCAGCGAUAGCGACAAAGACAGAAGCAGCGAUGAGGAAAAAAACGUUGUGAUAAGAAGAGAGAAGAAACCCAGUGUUGCCAACCCCAUGAUACAAAGGACGAAGAAGGUGGAGAGGGAAGCAGUUUCAUCAAGUGAAAGCGAUGACGACCGCCAGGCCAAAAAGAUUACAGUGGCGUAUAAGUCUACGCGGUCAGCGAAACCAGAGGGACCUGAAGACAUGGGGGCCACUGCUGUGUAUGCAUUGGACACAGAGAGAGACAAAGAUGCUCAGGCCAUCUUUGAGCGCAGCCAGAAAAUUCAAGAGGAGCUGUCAGGUAAAGAGGAUGAUAAGAUCUACCGUGGCAUCAACAACUAUCAAAAAUUCAUCAAGCCUAAAGAUUCCACUAUGGGCAACGCAUCAUCUGGCAUGGUCAGAAAAGGACCAAUCAGGGCUCCCGAACACCUGAGGGCUACGGUGCGGUGGGACUACCAGCCUGACAUAUGCAAAGACUACAAAGAGACUGGCUUUUGUGGAUUUGGAGAUAGUUGCAAGUUCUUGCAUGACCGUUCAGACUAUAAACAUGGCUGGCAGAUUGAAAGGGAGCUGGAGGAGGGAAGAUAUGGGGCCAAUGAUGAAGAGAACUACGAGGUCAGCAGUGAUGAGGAGGACCUGCCUUUCAAAUGCUUCAUCUGCAGGGAGGCUUUCAAGAACCCUAUUAUUACAAAGUGCAGACAUUAUUUCUGUGAGUCUUGCGCUCUCCAGCACUACCGCAAGUCUAAGCGGUGUUAUGUGUGCAACCAGCAGACCAAUGGCGUCUUUAACCCAGCCAAAGAGCUGAUGGCAAAGAUUCAGAAACACCAAGCUGCCACAGACCAGCCGCCCCUAGAUGAAGACUAGUUAUCAUUUUCUCCCAUUUCUUCUCACCUUUUUGUCUGAUAAUUUUCCACUGCUAUAAAUUGUAAUGUCAAGACUUAUAAAAUAAAUAAUUUUUUUAAGUAA
This is a messenger RNA of Electrophorus electricus (electric eel), 1090 nucleotides long. It is a transcript of the gene rnf113a, whose product is annotated as ring finger protein 113A. Gene Ontology annotation, molecular function: metal ion binding. NCBI's taxonomy places the organism in Eukaryota, Metazoa, Chordata, Actinopteri, Gymnotiformes, Gymnotidae. The record is from RefSeq and is a predicted model, not a curated record. Gene Ontology annotation, cellular component: U2-type spliceosomal complex. Gene Ontology annotation, biological process: snoRNA splicing.